Musa acuminata subsp. malaccensis (wild Malaysian banana) is the source of this 1877-nucleotide messenger RNA. RefSeq names its product pectinesterase-like. Gene Ontology annotation, molecular function: pectinesterase inhibitor activity; pectinesterase activity. The record is from RefSeq and is a predicted model, not a curated record. Gene Ontology annotation, biological process: cell wall modification. NCBI's taxonomy places the organism in Eukaryota, Viridiplantae, Streptophyta, Magnoliopsida, Zingiberales, Musaceae.
CGGGCCUCCUUCCUCAGAAGGAGAAGAAGAAACCCAAGAGUUCUUAUCUCGAUCCCUUUCUCUCUCCAGGCAGAGGGAAGGAGGAGGAGGAGCCUCCUCAACCAUGUCGAACUUGUACGACGCCCAGCACUCGGAAAGCCGGAACCAUGACCGCAAGGAGCGUCGGAUGAAGCUCGUGCUCGCCGGUGCCUCCGCCUCCCUGCUGCUUCUUCUCGUGGUGGGCGCCGUCGCCACCAGCAACUACGAAGACAGCGGCAACUCCAACCUCAACACCCGGGCGAUGCACUCAUCGUCCAAGUCGGUGAAGAUGAUCUGCUCCUCCACCGACUACCAGCGGGCAUGCGAGUCAAGCAUGUCGAAGGUCGUCACCUCCGACACCUCCGACCCCAAGGUGCUGCUAAAGGCGGCUGUCACCGUGGUGCUCGACGAGGUAAGCAAGGCCUUCGCGCACUCCAAGCUGCUCAAGAGCAACGACAGCCGGGUGCGCGGGGCGGUGGAGGACUGCCAGCAGCUGUAUGAAAACUCCAAGGCGGAGAUCAACGCCACGCUGCAGAGCAUCGUGGCCAGCGGCAUCGACCACCUACCGAGCCGGUCGCACGACAUGCGCACAUGGCUCAGCGCGGUGAUGACGUACCAGCAGACGUGCAUCGACGGCUUUCCCGAGGGGGAGGUGAAGACGAAGAUGCACGAGGCGAUGAAGAGCAGCAAGGAGCUGACGAGCAACGCGCUCGCCAUGAUCGGUCAGGCGUCCAGUUUCCUGUCGCUAAUCAACCUCCCCGGGUCGAACCGCCGCCUCCUGUCGGCAUCGGAGGAGCAUGAGGCGGUGACGUCGGGCCUGAAGAAGAACGGCUACCCCUCGUGGGUCGGGGAAGACGACCGGCGGAUGCUCAAGGAACACUUAAGGGUCAAGCUCACGCCGAACGUGACGGUGGCCAAGGAUGGGAGUGGGAAGUACAAGACCAUUUCCGAGGCCCUCGCUGCAAUGCCCAAAAAACACAAAGGCAGGUACGUGAUCUAUAUCAAAGCAGGGGUCUACGAGGAAACUGUGAAUGUGACGAAGAAGAUGGCCAACGUGACGAUGUAUGGCGAUGGCUCCACCAGGACGAUCGUCACGGGAAGCAGGAAUUAUAUUGAUGGGACGAGGACUUUUCAGACCGCAACAUUUGUGGCGAUGGGCGACAGGUUCGUGGCCAUGGCGAUGGGGUUCCGCAACACGGCCGGCGCAGCGAAGCACCAGGCGGUGGCGCUGCGGGUGGUGUCGGACCGAUCCGUGUUCGUCAACUGCCGGAUGGAGGCGUACCAGGACACCCUCUACGCCCACACCAACCGGCAAUUCUACCGUGGCUGCGUCAUCGCCGGCACCGUCGAUUUCAUCUUCGGGGACGCCUCCGCCGUCUUCCAGAACUGCCUCCUCGUCGUCCGCCGCCCCCUCCCCAACCAGCAGAACAUCAUCACCGCCCAGGGCCGGCUCAACCGCCGCGAGACCACCGGGUUCGUCCUCCACCAGUGCCGCAUCAAGGCCGACAACCGUCUCAAUGACGCCUCCCUCCCUCCCAUCCGGAGCUACCUGGCCCGGCCGUGGAAGGAGUUCUCCAGGACCAUCAUCAUGGAGUCGCAGAUCGACGGGUUCAUCCACGCCGAGGGCUACAUGCCGUGGGAAGGCGACUUCGCCCUCAGCACACUCUACUACGGCGAGUACAACAACGACGGCCCCGGCGCCAACGCCAGCGGCCGUGUGACGUGGCCUGGCGUCCAUGUGAUCAAGAAGGAGGAAGCCGAGAGGUACACCGUCGAGAACUUCAUACAAGGCUCGAGCUGGAUUCCGGCGACGGGGUCGCUGGUUCGCCUGGGCCUGCGCUCCUGAGCUCUCAAUCGUC